Messenger RNA from Porites evermanni, 863 nucleotides. NCBI's taxonomy places the organism in Eukaryota, Metazoa, Cnidaria, Anthozoa, Scleractinia, Poritidae. The record is from the annotation of a GenBank genome assembly.
AUGGAAGUCGCUGAUUGGUUCUAGUGCCUCCUUUCAGUGCAACUGUAACAGGGAAGGAUUUAACGCCGGGAUUGACGGGUCGUAUUAUGGUAGCGCAAGAAUCGGUAUCCUUGGUAGCAUUAUACCCUACUGCAGAAGUCACUGUUACUCCAGAAUUGGGUUUGGUACUGGAGCGUGGUAUGAUUGCGGCCGCUACACAUGUGGAAACAUCGCACUGAACGCGCUGAUCAAGGCCAUGGGGUACAUCUUGGUGCAGUAAAAAGAAAACACCACACAGAAAAUUUUGUUUGUUGAAGUUUUUCUUGUAUCAGGAUCACAUUCUAUGUGUUUAUUGGUCAGGCAAUCUGACAGUUCAUCUCUAUGAGCUGCAGUUUGCACACUAACGUUGAAGCCAGUACUAGAUUAUAAGUAGUGGUAAAUAUAGUAAUAACUUCAGUACAUGUUUUCUAUUGAUAGAUUGUCAACAGGGAACUGCGCCCUGGGGACGAGGUUGAUAGAUUGUAGAUUUGUGAACUAAAGAUUGCUGUUUUACAUAAUUGCGAACAGGGAAAACUAGGGUAUUGGACUGGAAACAUUUUAAUAAAAAAUCUUUGGGGCCUAGAAUCGUGGACUCAUUUGCAGCAGUAAACGUGUAAAAGCCGAAAACACUCUAGAACCCGUUUAUUUCCAUCGCUUUCUAGUUACGCACACUGCAGGUUAUUAGUACUCUCAAAUCCAAAGCCAGGAUCGGUAUCAUUAGUAACAAUGAAAACAAUUGCAAGUCCUAUGACUCUAGAAUUGGGUUUGGCACUGGAGGAGAACCUGAUCAUAGCACCUCAUGUGGAAACGAGGCUACAGCCGCUCCAGAUAAUGGCAGUAAGCAC